UCCUGGCAUUAUCAUUAUCAUUAUUAUUAUUAUUAUUCAGGGUCUUAAUUGUCUGCACUGUUUUUUGAGCAUGCUCUGUAAUCUAAACAAUCCUUGAUUCCUGAUUUGCCCCCUUCAUCUCUAUAGUACCUGUGGUUACAGGCCUGUACUACCUUUCCCACAAAAUUAUAUUUUCCUCCUCAAUCCCACAGAUGGAUGUCAGAACUUUUGUCACUCUACCACUGAAGGACAGCUCCAGUCUAAUUGGCUUUCUAAUUUUUUUAAAUGUAGAAAGAGUCUUACCAUGUAACCCUGGGUUUUACUAUGUAACUGGCUGGCUGGGAACUUGCUAUGUAGACCAGAUUGGCCUUGAACUCAGAGCUAUUUCUGCCUCUGCCUCCUGAGAGCUGGGACUAAAGGCAUGUGCUAUCAUGGUUGGCUUUGUUUGUUUUUAAGAUUUUGUUUAUUUAUUUUAUGUAUAUGAAUGCUCUAUUUUCGUGUGAAGAGGACAGUAGAGGCUAUAGAUGGUUGUGAGCCACCAUGUGGUUGCUGGGAAUUGAACUCAGGACCUCUGAAAAAGCAGACAGUGCACUUAACCCGCUGAGCCAUCUCUUCAGCCCGUUUGUUUCUUUUUUUAAGUGUUGCUUUUUCUUCUGAUAGUAUACUUUGCAUUGGAGGAUCUUGUUUUGUUUUUAAAUUACAAAAGCUGUGGUAUACCAUAAUAUUAUGGGAAAUAAUAUUAAAUACUAUAAAUAAUAUAUUAUAAAGAAUAUUAUUUAAAUACUGCCAAAUUAUACUUAGGAGAAGGAAAUUUCUCUAGAUGUGUCAUUCAAAGAAAAUUGUUCUUUGUGUCUUGGUUGCUAUAUUGGAAAAAUAUGACUUUAGCCAGGUGUUGGUGGCACAUACCUUUAAUCCCAGUACUUGAGAGGCAGAGGCAGGCAGAUUGCUUUGAGUUUGAGGCCAGCCUGGUCUACAGAGAGAUUUCCACGACAGCCAGAGUUUUAUGGAGAAACCCUGUCUCAAAAAAAAAAAUUCUUUUUAAGAAAAAUAAAACUUAUCUCCUUAUAUUAUGUAAGUUAUAGAGAUGAAAGUCCAGUCUUCAGGCUUCACUUCCAUGAAAUUUCAUCUACCUGCUGACCCAUCUCAUGGGUCUAAAAAUGUCAUUUGUAACAAUAAAUGUCUUGUAGUUUAAUGAUGGUUGAGUAUAUCUGUAGUUUGUUUGUUUUGUCUUUAGAGAUUGGGUUUCUCUAUGUAGUCCUAGCUGUUCGGCGACUCAUUCUGUAAACCAGGCUGGCCUCAAACUCAAACUCUGCCUCCCUAGUGCUGUGAUUGAAGGUGCACCAACACCUUGUUGAUACAUAGAAUAUUUUAAAGAGUCCAGCUGAUAUGCAUGGUGGUAGUGGUACACACCUUUAAUCCCAGCACUUGGGAAGCAGAGGCAGGGAAAUCUCUGAGGUCAAGCCAGAGUACAGAGUGAGUUACAGGAUAGCCAGUGGUACCUAAUGAAACCCUGUCUUCAAAACUAACAAAAAGAAAGAAGGAAGGAAGGAAGGAAGGAAAGAAUGAAAGAAAGAUAGGAAAAAGAAAAGAAAAGCACCAAACAAACAAAGAAUUCUUUGCAUGCUAUGAAGAGAUUGGUUAAGCUCACUGGCUGCACAGCCUGGCACAUUGGUGCACGGCUGUGAUUUCCAGCACUCAGGGAGCCAGAGGCAGGCAGAUCUCUAAGAGUUUGAGGCCAGCCUAGUCUACAAAGAGAGUCAAGAACAGUCAAGGAUACACAGAGAAACCCUGUUUCAAAAAAAAUUUUAAAAUACACUGGCUGCUUAUCAAGAGGACCUGGUUUGCAUUUCAGCACCCACAUAGUGCCUCACAACCAUCUGUGACUCUUGUCCUAAGAGAUAUGAUGUCCUCUUCUGGCCUCCCUGGCAGAAGACGUACAUGGGGGCAAAAUACCCGUAGCCAUGAAAUAAAUAAAUUUAAAGUAAUAUAUGAGUUUCUGACAAAGAGCAAAAGCCACAUAAGUAUUUAUUAAAUAGCACACAAAUAAACAAGCCAGGGAAUGGUCAGUGUUUGAGAGCACUGGCUGCUUUUCCAGAAGAUCUGGGUUCAAUUCCUAGCACCCACAUGGCAGCUCUGUAGCUCUAGUUCUAGCACUUCUGACAUCAUCACAGAGACAUACAUGCAGGGAAAACACCAAUAAAAGUUACAUAUAUUUAAAAAACAAAAACAAACAAAAAACACUUGAGAAAACCAGUAAACAAGGAGUUAGAAAAUCCAUCAUCACAGCUCUUUAUUUAUAGGGCUUUAAUCCAUGUGCCCUUGUCUCCUACCUUGAUUGCCAUCCAGUGUCUCAGGGUAAACAGAAUAAAGCUCCUGUCUCUCCUCUUUGGCUUCUCCCCUCCCAGGGAAGGCCCAUAAUCUCUCAGCAUGUCAUCUUCCUUUCCUCAGCAGUGAUUAAGGGGCCCUCUCCAAAGAAGAUUAAAGUACAGUCUGUGUGGGCACUGGGCAGGGUUACUUGACCUGGAACCAAACCAUUUUGCACUCUUAGAGUCACUAUCAUGGCCUUUGUGCCAGGGAAUAGCAAGGACGAACCUUGGUCUGGAGAUAGCCCAGAUUCUUCAUGGCAUUCAGAAAGUCCCCGGUUAGCCAAUCUUCUCUCAAAAAACAGAGAAGAGAUUGGCAGACUUGAAGGUCAUGAGGAUGCUCAGGUGAGUACUACUAUUCCCUCUGUCCUGGGGCUGGUUCAUCCUAGAAUUGGGCCCAACAUCCCUGCUGUAAUUAUGCAGGUGUCUCAAAAGCCCCGCCUGCCCUCUAUUGUGGUAGAGGCCUCAGAGGGGUAUGAGGAGGACCAGGAGGACCACCAGUGGCCACAUGAGGAGUUGCUGCUGCUCACUGAUGGUGAAGAAGAGGAAGCAGAAGCCUUCUUCCAGGAUCAAAGUGAAGAGCCAGGUUGGGCCUGGAUCCCACAGGACACCACAUCUCCUCUAAGGACUUUUAAUCCUGGACUUGGCUGGGGGCAUGAACAGGAUGAGGAAGAUGCCUCCUGGAUUCCUGAGGCCACAGAGGAUCAGGAAACUCUCAACCCCUGUCCUCUUUGGGACCCAACAGGGUCCUGCAUCUACAGAACUGGAAUUGUGGAAUAUUCCCAUUUCCCACCCCCCAGUACCUUUGGUGGAGCUGAAGAAGAAGUUAUUCAAGCGCCGGAGGGUGCUGAGCAGGGAUCGGCGACGAAAGCGCCAGGUGGUCGGAGCCGUGAUAGACGCAGGGCUGACUACGAGGCACCACCUCAAGAAGCGGGCGUCCAGUGCACGUGCCAACAUCACACUAUCUGGGAAGAAGCGCAGGAAACUCCUUCAGCAGAUCCGCCUUGCCCAGAAAGAAAAAGCAGCCAUGGAAGUGGAAGCCCCCUCCAAGUCAACCAGGACUAGUGAGCCACAGCACAAACGACGACAAAAGAAGAUGAAAACGCCCCAGGAUGUAGAUAUGGAGGACCUUGGAGAUGAGAGUUAAAGUUCCUACCUCUCCUACCAGAAGAUUCUCAACAGCAGCCAGGAGCAUUUGGAGGACUUUGGAAAAAAUGUUACCAUAUUUUAUUCUCCCAGACACCUCUUCUAUAAUGGCCCUCUGACCUCCCCUGGAGGUAUAUAUGGGGAGGACACAGAAAGACUGGAGAGGGCCCUCUCUAGUAGUCAACUCCUUUUGUAAUAAAGCUCUAGCGCUUUAACUAA
Molecule: messenger RNA, 3707 nt
Organism: Meriones unguiculatus (Mongolian gerbil)
Lineage: Eukaryota; Metazoa; Chordata; Mammalia; Rodentia; Muridae
Gene: Lbhd1
Product: LBH domain containing 1
Exons: 5
Coding region: 2538-3407 (289 amino acids)
Biological process (GO): positive regulation of DNA-templated transcription
Cellular component (GO): nucleus
Source: RefSeq, a predicted model, not a curated record